Canis lupus familiaris (dog) is the source of this 1718-nucleotide messenger RNA. RefSeq names its product 5'-nucleotidase domain containing 3 (gene NT5DC3). Gene Ontology annotation, molecular function: 5'-nucleotidase activity. The coding region runs from base 66 to 1718 and encodes 550 amino acids. The transcript has 14 exons. Lineage: Eukaryota; Metazoa; Chordata; Mammalia; Carnivora; Canidae. The record is from RefSeq and is a predicted model, not a curated record.
CUGGCGCCUCUCGCGGCGGAGCGGCGGCGGGCAGGGCCUGGGCGGGCAGGGGCUCGGCGGCCGGCAUGGCCUCGGCGGCGGCGGCGGCGGCGGCGGCGCUGGCCCGGGGGGCCGGGGCGCGGGCGGCGGCGGUGCUGCUGGGCGGCUGCGGGGGUGCGGCCCGGGGGCGGCCCGUGUGUACGGCGCCCGGGACGGCUCCGGACAUGAAAGGCUACCUGUGGGAGCGCUACCGGGAGGCGAAGCGGGGCACGCGCGACUUGGUUCCUUCGAUUAUGAACAACUUGUUGAAUCCAGAUGCCAUUUUCUCCAACAAUGAGAUGAGCCUGUCGGACAUCGAAAUCUAUGGCUUCGAUUAUGACUAUACCCUGGUGUUCUACUCCAAGCACCUUCACACGCUGAUAUUCAAUGCCGCGCGGGACCUUCUCAUCAAUGAGCACCGGUAUCCGGUGGAAAUCAGGAAGUAUGAGUAUGACCCAAAUUUUGCGAUUCGUGGACUUCAUUACGAUGUGCAGCGGGCGGUGCUGAUGAAGAUUGAUGCUUUUCAUUACAUCCAGUUGGGAACCGUCUACAGGGGCCUCAGUGUUGUCCCCGAUGAGGAAGUCAUUGAAAUGUAUGAGGGCUCUCACGUGCCCCUGGAACAGAUGAGCGACUUUUAUGGAAAGAGUUCUCACGGAAACACCAUGAAGCAGUUCAUGGACAUCUUCUCCCUGCCCGAGAUGUCCCUCCUGUCCUGUGUCAACGAGUACUUUCUGAAGAAUAACAUCGACUAUGAGCCCGUCCAUCUCUACAAGGACGUCAAGGAUUCGAUCCGAGAUGUGCACAUCAAAGGGAUCAUGUACAGAGCGAUUGAAGCAGACAUUGAAAAGUACAUCUGCUAUGCCGAGCAGACGCGCGCGGUGCUGGCCAAACUGGCGGAUCACGGCAAGAAGAUGUUUCUCAUCACCAACAGCCCCAGCAGUUUUGUGGACAAAGGGAUGCGGUAUAUCGUUGGAAAAGACUGGAGGGACCUGUUUGAUGUGGUCAUCGUUCAGGCCGAGAAGCCAAACUUCUUUAAUGACAAGCGGAGACCUUUCCGCAAGGUGAACGAGAAAGGUGUCUUGCUCUGGGACAAGAUCCACAAGUUGCAGAAAGGCCAGAUCUAUAAGCAGGGCAAUUUAUAUGAAUUUUUGAAGCUUACUGGGUGGAGAGGAUCCAAAGUGCUGUAUUUUGGUGACCACAUAUACAGUGACCUGGCGGAUUUGACCCUGAAGCAUGGUUGGCGAACUGGUGCGAUUAUCCCGGAGCUGAGAUCCGAGCUUAGAAUCAUGAACACGGAGCAGUACAUUCAAACCAUGACCUGGCUGCAGACCCUGACCGGGUUAUUGGAACAGAUGCAGGUUCACAGAGAUGUCGAGUCACAGCUGGUUUUACAGGAGUGGAAGAAGGAAAGAAAGGAGAUGAGGGACAUGACCAAGAAUUUCUUCAACGCCCAGUUCGGAAGCUUGUUCCGCACGGACCAGAACCCGACGUACUUCCUGAGGCGCCUGUCGCGUUUCGCCGACAUCUACAUGGCGUCCCUGAGCUGCCUGCUCAGCUACGACGUCAGCCACACGUUCUACCCGCGCAGGACUCCGCUGCAGCACGAGCUGCCCGCCUGGUCCGACGGCGCCCGCGCCCGCGCCCCCGCCCCCGCCCCCGGCAGCGCAUGCGCGCCCCUGCGGGAGGCCCACGGCGACUAG